AUGAUGACUGAAAAGCUUAGUUUGACUUGUGAUCGACUCCUAUCUCACCGGCAACUCGCAUGCUGCCACUCUUACUGUGGCCUACCAGUGCAUGGCAAGGAAAUGCUGAUUUACAGUAAUUCGGACACAGCUCUGAAGCCCCUGCUGCUAACUGGCCACCAUGGUGAGGUCACUGCCAUGACUUUUGGAAACGGAAGCAGACCUGUUCUCCUCUGCUCUGCCUCUGCUGAUUAUAUCAUUGUCUGGGACAUUGAGCAGUGCCAGCAGAGAGCACGUGAGGGUAAAGUUGCAGCUGGAACAGUCAUUGGGACUUUGCUGGGUGAAGUCGUCCAUCUUUCAUUCUGUUUCUCUGAUGAACGAGUGGCUGCAUGCUCAGGAGCAACUGUAUAUGUUCUCAGCUCAAAGAGCCAUGAAGUGAUCUCCACCUUGACCGGUCACCUCGGACCUUUAACAUCAGCAGAGUUCUGUCCUUGGAAUCAAGACAUUCUUGUCACCACAUCAGAGGACCGCACUUUUAAGGUGUGGGAUUUAAAAACUAAAGCUGUUUGCUAUCAAUCUUUUGUGCUUUCAGCCUCUCCACUGCUCAGUGUGUUCUUUUUGGAGGAGAACAGGCAUCUCAUCACUGGCUCAACUGAUGGACAGGUGUGGUGUUUUUCUCUCCCUGCGGAUCACAAGUGUCACCUGGUGACCAAAAUGGACCUUCACAAGAUGGAAAAAAGUCAUGUAAUGCACCGAGGGAAUCAUCACGCAGGUGUCACAGAAAAAUCAGCUGUAGAUAAAGUGGAGACUUCAAAACCUGUCCUCAAGAUGACUUUUUGUAGCUCAUCGACUGACACCAGUAGUGACCAUAAAAAGGACAACAGCUGGUUAUGUAUUGGAAGCUCUGAUGGCCUGUAUGUGGUGGAUCUGGCUACCUCAGAACUCCUAACAGUACUAUAUUUCAAAGACUACCCCAACCUGAGCAUCACAGUGGCUGGGUCAUGGUCAGUCUCUCCAGGGUGGAAUAACUCUAUGGUGUUUUUAGUGAGCGCUUUGUUUACUCCAUGCGUGCUCUUGUUGGAGUUGGGUCUUUGUGACCUCAGGCAGAUCUGGACUUGUGGUGAAGGCUUUUCAGUUUUCCCAAGUUCUCCUCCAGUGCCUGAAUCUCCUCUGAAUGCUGACUUUAAGAAGAAGGAGCCCAGCCAUCCUAAAAAGAAAGGAGGAAUAAAGGAGCAGCCUCUGGUCUUCCACUCGAAAGUGAAGUCAUCUGGAUAUACCAGUGCCCCAAGAAGAAUUAUGUUUUCACCUAAAACAAAUACUCAGAAGAAUCCUUCCUCUAAAAGGACCACCAAAGAUAAAGGUUUACUCCUCAGAGAUUAUCCAGCAGACAGUCCAGCACCUACUAUUCCACACAUUGAUCUAAGCACCGGCAACAAACCAAUCUACUGCCUUCAGUAUUCAGGUGAUGGAAAACAAGUCCUGUGUGGUCUUGGAGACAGCUCAGUGUUUUUGUAUAAGUCCUCCCUUAGUGGCAAUCCAACCGUCUACACAGGCCAUGAUAAGCUAGUGAGCAGUGUGAGCUGGAGCCUCAACAGACAGUGGUGGUUGAGUGCGUCAGAAGACCGGUCACUCCGAAUCUGGACCCAUGGCAGUCCAGAGCCUGCUAUUAUCAUGGGCAACAGGAUGUUCUCCAAACCCAUUAGAGGUGCUCAGUUUUAUUACCUUGACAAAUUUUUGCUUCUGGCAUCUGGUCCAUCUUUAUACUUAUACCUGUAUAAUGUGGACAUCACACAUGACGACAUCAAAAGGUAUCAGCAACAGAGUGUCGUCAAAUUGGCAAAAUGCUUCCAGAUGACAUCAGCAACAGACAUCACUGCCUUGUCUGCAAUCAGUGAUUUCUUUUCUUACAUCGUCCUGGUGUGUGGUUCAGACCGCUCCAUUCAAGUAUUUGACAUGAACAAGGGUACAGUUGCCUCGGAGCUGCCCGAUGCCCAUAGCAGAGCCGUCCACUGCGUUACACAAAACAAGGGCUCCAUGUUCAGCACACAGGCACCGGAUUCAUACAACCUCUUCCUCACCAGUGCAGUCACAGAUGGGGUGAAGAUUUGGGACCUCCGCACACUUAGGUGUGUACGGCGCUAUGAGAACCAUCUAAAUCGCUGCCACCCAUGCUCGUCAGCCAUCUCACCAUGUGGCCGGUUCAUUGCCUCAGGAUCUGAGGAUAACUGUGUUUAUGUGUAUGACAUCCGCAGCAGCAGCUACCUCCACAAGCUUCAAAAACACUCAAACGCCGUGCUCAGUGUGGCUUUCAACCCUGCCACACCAGAGCUCCUGACUGGGACCCUGGAUGGGAAGCUGCGACUCUUUCAGUCCAACAGCGGGGCCCGUCUGUCUCACGACACCAGUGCUGCUGUGCAGAGCGUCCCCAGCAUGACUGUGUAA
Chelmon rostratus (copperband butterflyfish) is the source of this 2421-nucleotide messenger RNA. It is a transcript of the gene wdr27, whose product is annotated as WD repeat domain 27. The transcript is spliced from 24 exons. Lineage: Eukaryota; Metazoa; Chordata; Actinopteri; Chaetodontiformes; Chaetodontidae. Gene Ontology annotation, molecular function: protein binding. The coding region runs from base 1 to 2421 and encodes 806 amino acids. The record is from RefSeq and is a predicted model, not a curated record.